AUGUCAACAAAUAGCCAAUCAGAAGGCAUUGAAAACCAAAACCCAAGUCAAAGCCCGCCCUGGAAUCCAACACCUCCGAAUUCACACAACAAGGACGGCGAGAUCGUCGACGACGACGACGAUUACGUCGAUAUCAGCGACGAGGACACUGAGAUGCGAGACGCCGACACCAACCAAUCAAGACGACCUGGAGGAAGCACAAAAGACGAUCUAGAUCUCCACCGCCUCUCCGCAAACUCUGCCGACCACGAUCUUGACGACAGUUCUGACGAGGAACACGAAUCCAUGGCAAAUCAUCCGUUGCUGAGUAUGUUGACUGGGAGGAUGGGACAGCGUAGACGCGGUAGUACGCAUAAGUGGGAUUCGUUGCAUCCUGUCACGGGAGUGUUGAGUGUUGGGAAUGUGGACGAUUGUACUAGGUUGGAGGAUCAGGUGUUUCCUGAGGAGGAGCGCUGCUCGCGUGAGAAGUUCGAAUACCGCCUCGCAAGAUGUCCAGAACUCAGUCUAGGUCUCUUCUCCCGCCCGACAGAAAGCGAAGCACCUGGCACAGCCGGCGACGCGAAGCGCCGACUCAUCGCGCACGUUGUCGCUACACGAAGCCCAAGUCCGAGCGUGACCGACGCCAGUAUGGCGCUGCCGGCCGACUGGAAGCACCGCAGAUCAUCACUACCCGCCCCAGGACAAUCGGACUCGGAGCCACAGGGUCACCAAGAGCAAGGAGGCACCAUUUGUGUCCACUCGUUGGCGGUUGCGAAAGAGCAUCAGGGCAUGGGUCUGGGCACGGUGCUGAUGAAGUCGUAUAUUCAGCGGAUCAAGGACUCGAAGUGUGCUGAGCGAAUGGCUCUUCUUGCGCAUGAUCACCUCGUUAGCUUCUACACGAGUCUGGGGUUUCAGGACAUGGGGCCGAGCGCUGCGACUUUUGGUGGGGGAAAUUGGAAUAAUAUGAUCAUGGAGUUCACGAACGAAGACGAGGACUAG
Messenger RNA from Cyphellophora attinorum, 978 nucleotides. RefSeq names its product Polyamine N-acetyltransferase 1. Lineage: Eukaryota; Fungi; Ascomycota; Eurotiomycetes; Chaetothyriales; Cyphellophoraceae. Gene Ontology annotation, molecular function: aralkylamine N-acetyltransferase activity. The transcript is spliced from 3 exons. The coding region runs from base 1 to 978 and encodes 325 amino acids. Gene Ontology annotation, cellular component: cytoplasm. The record is from RefSeq and is a predicted model, not a curated record.